AUGACGGCGAUGUCUGGAAUACUCCCUCCUGAACUCAUACUGGAAAUUCUGUCAUGGCUUCCUGUGUUGAGUCUUAUGCGCUUCAGAUGCGUUUCAAAAACAUGGAAAUUUCUUAUAUCCGAUCCUUAUUUGGUGAAAUUGCAUCUUGAGAGGUCUUUUAGAAACCCACACAUCCUUUUACUGGCGACACAGGGAUACAAGAAUCCAUGUUUCUUGGCUCGUUUAUGCUCUUUACCUUGUUUAAUCCAAAACCCUGCACCCUAUUUUUGUGGUCGUACCUUGCGCUGCCCCAGACCGUAUAAAUAUUUAUUCGGUUCUUGCAAUGGUUUGCUUUCUCUCCAUAAGUCUCUUUCCACAAAAGAGUAUGAAGAGCACUGGGUCUGCUUUUGGAACCCUGCCACCAAAAUUUGCUCCGAACCUUCACCAAGAUUGCGUCUCAAUUUCGGCAUUCGUGAUCGGAAUUGUAUUCAUUUUGGGUUUGCGUAUGAUGAUCGGAGGGACAGUUACAAGGUGGUGGCAAUGGUUUUGGAUCCGAGUACACGUCAAACGAAUGUGUGGGUUUACUGCAUGGGUGAUGUAUGUUGGAGACUUACUUUAAUGACCUCUCCGGCUUUUCUCGCUCUUGACAGUAAUGGAUACUCUGUGAAUAGCACUGUUAACUGGAUAGGAAUUUCUUUUCAAGAACCGAAGAAGCCAAAAUUUUUUUCAUAUGAUCUAAAUAACGAUACUUGCAGAUGUUUGUCUAUGCCCGAAUUCGCCUCCAAAAAUUCUGCUUUUCCUUCUAUGGGUGUUUUGAAUGGUUGUCUUUGUCUUUCUUUAGAUAUAGAGAGGACAAUCAUUGAGUUAUUUGUAUUGAAGGACGUUCGAGACGAAAGAUCUUGGAGUCUGUUGGUGAGUAUAAGUUAUGAAACUCUGAAUAUCUCUCCGUAUUCCUAUAAGCUGCGGAUUUUGGGCAUGUUGGGUGAUCUUCUGUUGCUCGCAUAUUCAAAUUGGGAUGCUUACACUAUCCUCAUUACCUUUAACUUGAAGGAAAAUAAAGUAGAACGUACUCGAACUUACAAGAAGAACUCUCUCAGUCACAUCUUCUCCUGUCACUAUAUUCCAAGCUUGAUUUGA
Molecule: messenger RNA, 1116 nt
Organism: Vigna radiata var. radiata (mung bean)
Lineage: Eukaryota; Viridiplantae; Streptophyta; Magnoliopsida; Fabales; Fabaceae
Product: F-box/kelch-repeat protein At3g23880-like
Exons: 1
Coding region: 1-1116 (371 amino acids)
Molecular function (GO): protein binding
Source: RefSeq, a predicted model, not a curated record